Molecule: messenger RNA, 2307 nt
Organism: Crotalus tigris (Tiger rattlesnake)
Lineage: Eukaryota; Metazoa; Chordata; Lepidosauria; Squamata; Viperidae
Product: olfactory receptor 49-like
Exons: 3
Coding region: 375-1328 (317 amino acids)
Biological process (GO): G protein-coupled receptor signaling pathway
Cellular component (GO): membrane
Molecular function (GO): G protein-coupled receptor activity; olfactory receptor activity
Source: RefSeq, a predicted model, not a curated record
UUGAAGAAAGCAUUUCUUUGAUGGAAUCACACCUGUUACCUGCAUAUCACAACAUGCUCAUAUUCACCUUUUCAAUUUGCGCAAAUGAACUGCAGUACACUCUAGAUUUAACAAUUGUUUUUUAAAGAGACUUCAACUGAUAUUUGGUGAAGAAAAAUACAUGGACACAUGAAUGCUGAGGAAUCUGGCUUGUUCAUUCCAUACUAAGAUCUUCUUCCCCUAUUUUAGUACUCCAAGACUGAAGAAAUAUAAAGUAAAUAGGAAUAGGAAUAUUCUUUACUGGCCAAAUGUUUGACUGGACACACAAGGAAUUUGUCUCUGGCACAUAAGCUCUCGGUGUACAUACAAACAACAAAGUGAGUUCUAUAGUAACCAUGAAAAGCAAUGAAUCAAGAAUCACCGAGUUCAUACUUCUUGGUUUCACAGACAUUCGGAAACUGCAGCUCCUGUUCUUUGUCAUCCUUCUCUUUUCCUACUUAUUGACCAUCACAGGAAAUUCGGUGAUUAUUAUCCUGACUAACCUGGACCAUCGUCUACACACCCCGAUGUAUUUUUUCCUUUGGAAUUUCUCUAUUAUGGAAAUCGGUUUCACCACUGUCAUCACCCCUCCAACCUUGUCACAUUUGCUGAUGGGUCAUAAAAAUGUUCCCUAUGUUGGUUGCAUGAUACAGUCUUUCAUGUAUUUCCAUCUGGGCACCACUGAGUUCUUCCUCUUAGCGGUCAUGUCCUAUGAUAGAUACCUGGCCAUCUGUAACCCCUUACGCUACCCAUCCAUCAUGCAGAAGAGUUUAUGCAGUUUGCUGGUUUUCUGUUGCUGGAUUGGAAGCUUCCUCCUCAUCAUUGGUCCCUCUGUGAUCUUCCUACAGCUUCCAAUGUGCAAUUCAAACAUCCUGGACCAUUUCUUCUGUGACAACACACCAUUGAUCCAACUCCUUUGUGGGGACACUAGACUUCUUGAACUGUUUGGGUUUGUCACUGCUGCGCUUUCAUUGCUGGGGACUUUAACCAUUUCAGUAGUUUCCUAUGUCAACAUAAUAAAAACUAUCUUGAACAUCCCAUCUGCUACAGGGAGAAAGAAGGCAUUUUCCACCUGUGCCUCUCACUUCAUUGUUGUGUCCAUCACCUACGGGAGCUGCAUCUUCCUUUAUAUCAGCCCAUCCCAGGCAAGCAAAGUGGAGUUUGGCAAAAUAGUGGCCAUUCUCAACACCAUUGUUUCCCCUUUGCUCAAUCCUUUCAUCUACAGCUUGAGAAACCUACAAGUUCAGGAAGCCUUGAAAGAUCUGUUGAGACAGGUAGCAGUCUUUAUUAAAAGUCCAAGGAAAACCUGAGAAUAUCGUUCUUUGUGGUCUGAUAAAUGUGCUCUUUGUGUUAGGUUACAUAUAAGUGUCAUGGGGUUCCUUUAGGUCAUAGGAAAACCUGUCAGAUGCUCUCAGAAGGACCUGAUAUACUGCCACCAGCAGAAAUAUGAGUAAGUUGUCAAACAUUUCAAUUUUGAUCAUAUGAACAUGAUGAUGCUGCAACAUUUGUAAAUGUGAAGAAGAAUCAUAAGUCAUCUUUUUCAAUGCCAUUGUAACUUCGAAAGGUCACUUUUAAGUCAAGCACUACCAGUCGUAUUGGAGACAAUAUGGCUGAUUAGCUGGAUGGAUACUUAACAGAAUCUCUCAACAACCAUACUGAAGAAAGGAUAUAUUCCUGAAAUAUAUGAAAGUGGUUUAGAAAGGCUAUUUGUCCCUCUUUAAGUCACUUAUUUUAGCAUCACUGCACCAAAAGGUCACUAAACAAAUGAUUGUAAGUCAAGGACUACCUUUAAAUAACUGUGAAUAUAGCUGGUGGGAUAUCAGCUAACCUGGUUAAGCAGAUAGGAAUCCAGUCAUUGUGUAUAAGUCUUUCCAUUUAGCUAGACUGGUUUCCAUGGAACCAUUUUAUGGAUAGAAUGUGCCCCUUUAUAUAAAGUGGAUUUUUGAAGUUAGAUCUCUCCAGCAUGAAUUCAGUCCGCUAUUACAGAUUUCCCCAAUGUUUCUGGCUUUGUGGACUGGUGGGGAGAGGGGCUGGUUCCACAUGAGUGGCUGGCAAGUGCGCAUGCAUGCAUGCAUGGAGCUCUGUUGGCAUGAUCGGCAUACAUGCACACUUGCCGCUCAUGCACCUGAAGUGUGUGUGCAUUCUCUCACCCACUGCUUGCGCAAGUGAGGAUGUGCACUUGUGCUCACUGGCCAUUUUUUUUAUUGAAAAUUUUUAAGAUUUUACAAUAACAAAAACAAAACAAUUUUCCCCAACCCUCCCCAACCCUCCCUCAACCUCCUCCGACUA